UGUGGAAAGUUAACCUGAGCGUAACCUAACCUGUCCAGUUCACUGAAGGAACAGUUCGCAGUUACUUCUUCUAUCCGCGUUGUAGUUUAAUUUUUCUUGUUGUAAAACACAGCAACGUACCGGCCAAACCUUGGGCCAAACUGACUUGAUACACUUUCACUGUAAAAAGUUAAGAACUGGACGACACCAGCGGAGUAGUGAUGGAACUUCAGUGUGAUAUUUGUUUUAACCAAUUUGACCUGGACCAGCACCGUCCCAAAAGCUUGCCCUGUGGGCACACCGUUUGUGGAGAAUGUGUGCAGAAUCCUGCCUUGGGGAAGAAGUGCCCAACUUGCAGGAAGGACCUGGCCGCCGACCCAACCGACCUCCCCGACACAAUCCUUGCGAUCAGAAUGAUUGAAAACGACGGCGCCCCUCCUCGCAAGAAGCCUAAGACAGAAGAGACUGAGGUCCGGCAGCUGCGGCGGGGCGUGGAAGCAGGACGGAAGGUGGUGGAGGUGCUGCGGCUGGUGGUGCCCAAGGCCGUGGAGGCCCUCAACCGCCAGCUGGACUCCUCGGUCGCCCAGCUGCGCCAGUUGGAGGAGGCCCUGGAGCUGCAGGUGCAGCGGGGGCCGGCGGGCGGCGAGGUCAGCGACCCGGUGGCGGAGCAGCUGCAGCUGGCGGUGCAGCUGGAGGACAGUCUGCGCCUGCUGACCGCCAACAAGUGCAGCGUGGUUGCGGAGGAGGAGGACGGUGCCGCCUGGCGGUCCAGCGCGCCGCUCGGUGGAUUCAGCGACAUCCUGCGGCUUCUGUUGCUGCAGCUGCGGGCGGACGGCCAGCUGGAGAAGGUCGACGGGGCUGCUUUUCCUGACACCUCUGGAGUUUUCGUGGGACCGCCAAUCAUCUCGGUUCUAGAGACAGAUGAAGAAGAUUUUGAAGAUGGUGAUUUAAAGGUUAAUGACAUUCUCCUAGACCGUCCACGAUGGAGAAACACACGCAGCUUAAAGUGCUCUCACGGUGAUGGUCUGGAGGAACUACUGCGCGUCCUCGCGGCGCAGCUCGAGGAACUGAAGAUCAAGGGAGAGUGCAACGUUCAGCCUAUGGUGGAAGUUGAGAGAAUGACGUCACUGAAAAGACUGUCCGUAAAAUGUGUUAACGAUAAAUCCCUGGACUACCCGGACCUCCCGUUGCAGCUCGAGGAGCUCGCGGUCCAAAAUCCAAAAGAGAAUCAGUUGCGGUGUGUAGAGCGGAUGUCUAGGCUGCGCAGCCUGCAGGUACACGAUUAUUAUGGUCCAAAUUUGACCUUUGCCCCCUCGCAGCACGGAGCCUUGCGGUGGCUUUGCGUGGCCCUCAAUACUGGCCACAAGGACACAAUGAUGUCGCUGAUCCGCGCCUACGCCUCAUCAGUGCAGCACCUCUGCAUAUACUGUAGCGUCAGUGAUAGUAGAAAACGAUCAUUUUACUACCCUGACUUGGGCGGAGACUUGGCGGCGUGUGGUUUGCGAGCCUUGCUGCAGCUUGUCCUUGUACGUCCUAAAAGUGAUCCAUGCUCAGAGCAGGUCGCUCGUUGCCUGUUGCAGUGUCAGGCCAUACGAAGAUCCUUGCCUGCGCACGUCCAAGUGGUCUGCAGGAAGUGUAACGUGCCAGCAUCCUAGGGAGAACAUCUAAAGUGUACUUGUAACCAUCUUCUUUAACGUGGCGGUGGUUGUAAAAGUGAGCAAACGUUUACACUUCCCGUCGUUUUACAACCAGUUAUUUAUUGAUCAUUUGUUUAAGUGCUUUAAAGGUAAUUCACAAUUUGAAAAUUCAGGAGUUUAACUUGUGCUUUGCGUUAAUAAAGGGGCACAACUUGUAA
Frankliniella occidentalis (western flower thrips) is the source of this 1834-nucleotide messenger RNA. RefSeq lists its product as uncharacterized. Bases 201 to 1634 code for a protein of 477 amino acids. Gene Ontology annotation, biological process: protein ubiquitination. The transcript is spliced from 5 exons. Gene Ontology annotation, molecular function: ubiquitin protein ligase activity. NCBI's taxonomy places the organism in Eukaryota, Metazoa, Arthropoda, Insecta, Thysanoptera, Thripidae. The record is from RefSeq and is a predicted model, not a curated record.